UGUAGGAGAAAUUGUAUUCUGAAACUGUCAAAUUUUUAAAUCGAUUAUUAAUUAAAUUUGGUUAUAUUUUUAUUAGUAAUUAUACAAGGCAAGCAAGGAAGCAAGAAAGAAAGAAAGCAAGGAAGCAAGUUGCUAGCUUUUAAAUAUCUUAGUAAGUAAUAAUUUUUUUUUUUUUGAACAAUUGAAGGUGAGUAGAUAGGCUAUAGGCAUACCAAAACAUAGGCAUACUAAAACACCCCCUCUCCUCCCAAAGUGUUUUGGUACCCGAUGGAAGAGUGGGAAUGGUUCUCCCUCUUUUCCGCAUACUAAAACACUCCCUCUCCUUUCAAAGUGUUUUGGUACCCGAUGAACGAGUGGGAAUGGUUCUCCCUCUUUCCCCAUACCAGAAAACUCCCUUUCCUCUCAAGAGUGGGAUGGAUCUCCCUCUCUCCCGCACACGAAAACACUUCCACUCUAAGUGAUUUGCUAACCGAUGAAAAAGUGUACUCCCUCUCUCAAAUAUGUUUUUGGAAUGCCUAUAGCGUUCUCUAAUUUUCUGUUUCACGGAUUAGAAAUCAAUCCUUAUUGACGCGUGUAAGGCAUCCUCGAACCGAUGCCAAUUUCGGGAUUAGCUUUUGAGGAAAAUGUGGGCGUGUACCGUAGAAAAAGAUAAUCCUUUGAGGUGUUUGCUUUCUUACACACCUGUUUCACGGAUUAGAAAUCAAUCCUUACUGACGCGUGUAAGGCAUCCUCGAACCGAUGCCGAUUUCGGGAUUAGCUUUUGAGGAAAAUGUGGGCGUGUACCGUAGAAAAAGAUAAUCCUUUGAGGUGAUUGCUUUCUUACACACCUGUUUCACGGAUUAGAAAUCAAUCCUUAUUGACGCGUGUAAGGCAUCCUCGAACCGAUGCCAAUUUCGGGAUUAGCUUUUGAGGAAAAUGUGGGUGUGUACCGGGUGCGCACACCGACAUCCUUUGCUCAGGUGGUUGACAAUGCAGCAUGGUAUACUGAUCGAUGCCCUUUAGAUUUAGAAUAAGCGUUACACCUUUCAUACGAAUGCUGCGUAUUGCUUUGGAGAAAAAAUGUGGGCGUGUGGAGGUUGAUGCGCACGCUAAGGACCCCGCUCAGGUGGUAGACAAUGAAGCAUUGUAUAGUGAUCAGUUACACCUCUCAUGCGAAAGCUUCUUAUUGCUUUUGAGAAAAAUGCAGGCGUGUGCAGGUCGAAUAAGAAAUUAAUCCUUAUUGCUGUGUAAGGCAUCCUCAGACCGUUGCCAAUUUUUGGAAUGAGCGAUAUGUUUCUCUUGAAAACGUGGGUGUGUGCAGGUUGGUGAAGUGAUGAACCCUCAAAGUUGUUUUCCACGUUAGAGAUAAUUUUCGCACACACUUGAAACUGACGAUUCUUGAAGAGAUAAUCUUACGCUCAAUCUCUCUCUCUCCCUCCAAGAAAGCGUAGGUGUGCACUCGAGUGAUUGAGGGAUGGUCAAAUUUUGUUGAGAGGGAGGAGAUUUUGAAAAUUCCGGUGGGAAGUGUCUAAGGGAGGUUCUAUGAGAAGAAAGUGGAAAUUUUUCGGCAAUUCGAAGGACUUUUGGCAAUUGAAGUGGAAAGGGAAGCUUCGCUGUCCACCGUAUUUAAGGACCCGGUGCAUGCUUCGUCAGUCAAUUCACUCCUCGUUUCCAAGUUCAUUCGGCAAAAUAGUGAAAAGUGUUCUCCCGCCUUCGAGUAUAACCCCUCAAGAUACACCGAAGUCAGGUUUUUUCUUGCAAGCUGACAAGAAAAUGUCACCGAAGAAGCUAAAUUCAUCAAUGCAGCCUUCUCGAAGCCGACGGAGUCUGCAGGUCGCCCAGGAGCGUAUACGUUGGCUGGUCGCCAACGCACCAACUCUCCUAACAAUGCUCGACUACGUCUCCUGGGCAAUGGACGUGGUCGAAACACUGCCACAACCACCAAAUGCUGCUUUGCAGCAAUUAGCACCGCGACGAUCUCCGACGGCUGACCUGCCACGACGAUCUCCGGCGGCUAACCUGCCACGACGAUCCCCGGUGGCUAACCUGCCACGACGAUCCCCGGUGGCUGACCUGCCACAACGAUCUCCGGUGGCUGACCAGCCACGGCGAUCCCCAAUGGCUGAGCAGCCUCAGAGAUCUUCGACGGCUGAGCAUCCUCGACGAUCCUCGGCGGCUGACCCGGCGCAGCGAUCUCCGACGGCUGACCCGCCACGGCGAUCCCCAAUGGCUGAGCAGCCUCAGAGAUCUUCGACGGCUGAGCAUCCUCGACGAUCCUCGGCGGCUAAUCCGGCGCAGCGAUCCCCAAUGGCUGAGCAGCCUCGGCGAUCUUUGACGGCUGAGCAGCCUCGACAAUCUUCGGUGACCCGAAGAAGACGGUCUCGGUCGAGCUCAAGUUCUAGCUCGAGUUCGAGCUCUAGUUUGAGCUCUAGUUCGAGCUCCAGCUCUAGCGGAACAUGUACAUCUGUUAAAAGUAUACGCGAUCUCAAGCCGAUUCCUAAGAUCGCGUCCUCGAAUAUGAAGAGAAAAGUAAAUGAUCAAAAAGGCAACGAGCAGAAGAAGAAAAAGGUAGGAAAGAGAGAGACGUCACCAAAACCAGGAACAUCUACAAUGACUUCAGAGGUUACGAGACCAGUACCGAGACGUGGUAUUUUGCAAUUAAAAAGGACUGAUAGUAAACAGCAGCAGCAACACCAGCAACAGCAGCAGCAACAACAGCAGCAGCAACACCAGCAACAGCAGCAGCCACAGCAACACCAGCAACAGCAGCAGCAACAACAGCACAUUAUGGACGGCACAUGCUGGUUUUCUUCUAAUAGAAAGUUGAUGGUGCAAGCAAAAGUAAUUUUUAUUACUUUUUAUGUUCUCCAGUGGAGGGCAUCCGAGAUCUUCGACAUGGGAUAUUAG
Messenger RNA from Nasonia vitripennis (jewel wasp), 2886 nucleotides. RefSeq lists its product as uncharacterized. Bases 1522 to 2886 code for a protein of 454 amino acids. NCBI's taxonomy places the organism in Eukaryota, Metazoa, Arthropoda, Insecta, Hymenoptera, Pteromalidae. The transcript has 5 exons. The record is from RefSeq and is a predicted model, not a curated record.